AUGGUCGUAGUAAUGGAAAAACCUACACUCAAAGUUUCUGUCUCUAAUAGCGAUUCAUCCUCGAGUGAGGAUGGAGAUGAAUCCGAUUUUGAAGAUCAGGAUUCGGGAGCGGACCAAGAGGGUGAAGAUGGAAAUAAUACAGACGACGAAUUGAUAAUAAAAAAUGAAGGGUGGGCGGAUUCCAUAUCAAAAAUUUUAGGUUCCAAUAAACCUAAAAACAAGAAAACUUUAGUAUUAUCCCGAGCAAAGAAAUUAGCUGAUGUUGUUAUCAAACCAAAAGAAGAAAAACCUACUUUUGAGGUUAUUGGAGAAGAAGUAAAAGAAGAUAAGCCAGAUAUUAAAAAAGAUGACACAAGUGUUUCAGAGCCACCGCCUAAAAAGAAGAGACAUGAAAAAUCAACAGUUCGAGUUAAACCAAAUAUACUAGAAAAAGACAGAGAGAGACUCUUAUCCAAAAUAGCCACAAAAGGUGUUGUACAAUUAUUUAAUGCUGUGAGAAAUCAACAAAAAACUUUUGAUAGAGAAAUGAGUAAAGAUAUACCAGAAGGUAAGAAAGAGAAAAUUAUGAAGAAAUUUGACAAACGGGCGUUCUUAGAUACACUGAUGGGACAGACAAAGUCUUUAAAUGUUGAGGAACAAACAAAAGCAAAGGAUGAGGUUAAAGAUGAAACUGAUAAACCAAAAUGGAACGCUCUGAGGGACGAUUUCAUGAUGGGAGCAAAAAUGAAAGAUUGGGAUAAAGAAUCAGUAGAUGAAUAA
Molecule: messenger RNA, 759 nt
Organism: Danaus chrysippus (African queen)
Lineage: Eukaryota; Metazoa; Arthropoda; Insecta; Lepidoptera; Nymphalidae
Source: the annotation of a GenBank genome assembly